Venturia canescens is the source of this 5317-nucleotide messenger RNA. It is a transcript of the gene Pex23, whose product is annotated as peroxin 23. The coding region runs from base 350 to 4438 and encodes 1362 amino acids. The transcript is spliced from 22 exons. The record is from RefSeq and is a predicted model, not a curated record. NCBI's taxonomy places the organism in Eukaryota, Metazoa, Arthropoda, Insecta, Hymenoptera, Ichneumonidae. Gene Ontology annotation, molecular function: carbohydrate binding. Gene Ontology annotation, cellular component: membrane.
UCGAAGCCUGCUCUUUUCUGUUUUCUCCCCCUCUGUCUGUCUUAUGACACAACCUCUAAACGUCAAAAUCAAUUUCAAAUGCUCUCCGGCAGAACUGCCGCACGUAUGUUGCUGUCAUUGAAGAUUAAUUGGGUGUCUCAAUGCGUGAAUUAUCGAUCCUACGUGUAACUCCAUAUUUGGAUCACGAAUUCGCUAUAUUUUAAAAAGUGUCUUGGUGUUUCUCUUCUCUUGUCAUUCGUCAGAACAAAUUUUUCAUACGUUCGACCGAGUCGAGAAAAAAAUCAUAGCAAGUAUCAGUUGAGAAAAAUAUCGAUUCCCAAGGAUUUUCGAUAAAACAGUGACAUCAAAUAUGCCCAGUUCUUAUCUCUAUGCUAUAAACAAUGAGGGAAGAGUCUUUGGUCUUUCUACGUCCGGCGGAAUGUGGCGAGAGUUCAUGUAUCUUGGCCUUGAGUUUAAACAACUUUCGGCUGUGCCACAUUUCAUGUGGGCCAUUGGCGGUGAUCGACAGGUUUAUGUCCAUGUGCAUGGACUUGAUAUACCUAUCAGAAUUAAAGAAGAAACCUACGAGAACGAGAGAUGGUUACCCCUGGAAGGUUUCAGCGGGAGAUUACUGCCAACGGAUAGAUACAAUUUUUCAAAUCAAGAUGGUACGGUCGAUCGUUCUCGGGACAAAGUGAAAUUACCAUCAAUGGCAUGGCAAUGGGAAGGUGAUUGGCACAUAGAAACGACAUUGGAUGGACAGCCUCUGGAUCACGAUGGUUGGACUUAUGCUGUUGAUUUUCCAGCAACUUAUUCGACAAAAAAGCAAUGGAAAUCUUGCGUUAGAAGGCGCAAAUGGGUACGAUAUCGCAGAUACAGUGCGAUGAAUUCUUGGUGUGCUAUUGCCCCUCUUCAUAAAGAUGCUACAAAGGAACCUUUCAUCGAUGUUGCUAUUGGAGGAAAUCAAAUUCCGGGAGGGAGUCCUGGAAGUUUAGUCGUGUGGGCCGUUACAGCUCAUGGAAGGGUAAUGUUCCGGGUCGGAGUCAGUUCGACUUCGCCCGAGGGCCAGAGAUGGAGUGCUAUAAAAUUGCCAACAGGAUACGAAGUUUGCCAAAUAAGCGUAGGAGUUUCUGGGCUUGUUUGGGCAAUUCUCAUGAAUGGGAAAGCGAUCGUACGCAUUGGUGUCACGAGGGAAAACCCAAUGGGCGAUGACUGGUCAGAAGUGGAGCCGCCACAAUCGGAUCUUCGGCUGUUGCAAGUGAGCGUUGGAAACGAUGCUGUAUGGGCAGUAACGCACGAGGGCAGCGUUUGGUUUCGGAAGGGGAUAAAGGGCGAAAUGAGUGGCGUUUGCGAGCAAUUGUCAACCGGUACGGGAUGGGUUGAGAUGCUAAGUAAAAUGGCACUCGUUUCGGUAGCACCAAACGACCAGGUCUGGGCCAUCGGUUAUGAGGACAGAUGUUUAUACUAUCGCAAUGGUAUAACCAGGUCUGAGUUAACUGGCAAGAAAUGGCGACUAAUUAAUGUUCCCCUUCAGCUAAGUCGAGCUAGUAGCAAUGCCAGUUUGUCGUCGAGCAACAGGCACAGUAUGUGCGGGACACCUCAGCAACAUCGUCAUCAGAGCUGGAGUUCUCUGAAUCGACCUCACAGUACGAGCGAAGGUACAGCACUGAUACGAGAUUGGGAAGAACAAUCAAGAUCGGCGCCUACGCCAACGUCAUUGAAGUUAUGGCAAAAAACGAACGAUGGUACACCGUCCGGUAACAUUCAACAAACAUCGUUCAAAGAAAUGUACGAGCACGAGGAAAAAAAUCGAUCAAUAAACUCGGUGGAAUUGUGCGAUUUAACGGAAGCGAGUGUUGCCAGUAUAACUAUUUCAAACGAGUCCUUAUCGCAGAGCGGCGAAUCAAUAGUUGUUUCUGGCAAAGGAAUGGGCAGUACAGUUAAGGUAAAUCCGGCUGCCUGGAGCCCAGUACAUUCGGUCGGUUCGAUGGUCGGUGUCGAAGCUCAUCCUGAAACCGACGGAAGCGUUUUCGAUCCCGAUUUGACCGGUGACUCGGGGGUUUACGGCGAAGAUGAGAGCACGGCCGCUGUUUAUUGGGCCGAAUGCGAUGUAUCCUGGUCAAAAGUUGAAGCCGGAGCUUGUUUCGUUGAUCCGUCAAAUCCACCGAAAUGGAUUGCAGAUGGAACACACUCGAUGGUUCAAGGCGAAAUCGUGGAACCGUGGAGAAUGCGAAUUCUCGAGGAAUUAAGAAAUCGUAUAAAAAAUCUUGAAUUCGAUCUUUCGAGAUACGAGAAAGCGAUCGAAAGAUCAUCCUGGGUAAAAAAUGGCGAUGCUCGUUGCAAACUCAAAGGUAGUCUCGUGUACGAAGAUUGCGUUAUAGAACUCGAGUGGAUAAGCAGCGACAGUGGGACAUUGGAUUCUGGAACAUUGACGAUUCUGAAUGCUGAUGGAGCAACGACGAUAAUGCAAUUUCCCAUAUCGGAAAUUGUUUGCGUCGUUUGUUGCAGUGAGCCUGGAAAUCCAAGGCUCGCGAUCCAUACGCCUCGUUUGCCACGAUCGAAAGUCCUCAGACUCCAAUUCGCCAGCGAUACAGAAAUGGAAGAUUGGAUGGGUCACAUAACUUCAGUCACCUGCAAAAUGAACAACGUGUAUGGAAGACCUGGGCCCAAUUCGAUUUGGGCUACCACAGCUCUGGGUGACGUUUUCGUUUACGAUCCUGUUUUGGCAGAGGCAAAUCAAUAUUUGGAGGGACUUUAUUCACAAGAAUUGGACACUGCUGGCAAAAAUUUACCCUUCGAAAGUAUUUUGCAGAAUGGCUUCCAGUGCGGGAGCGCUUUACACAUAUCGGUUUGUGUUCACGACGAUGCCGAUCGGCUAUCGUUCAAUCUCGUUUGUCACAUGACGAUGGUCUUGCGGCAGAAAGGAGCAGUGGAUACGCAUGACAUUGCGAUGCACUUCAAUCCACGGUUGAAGGAGAACUUAAUCGUUAGAAAUACUUAUCAAAAUGGGCACUGGGGUGACGAGGAGAGAGGUGGUAAAAGCCCUAUAAAAGCCGGCUCUGAUUUCACGCUGAAAAUCAUUUGCGAGGACAACGGUUAUCGUAUAUUCAUAAACGAUAACGAGUUCACAUUUUUCAGCCACAGAAUAUCUCCGCAAAGUAUAACGCAUUUGAGAAUAAAAGGACUCAUGACGUUGCAUUCCGUGCUCUAUAAAUCACCCAUGGUUAUAAUCGAGCCGAUGGGAAUGUUCUGGCGACAAAUCGGUGGUCAUUUGAAAAAGGUUGAGACUUGUAGUUCAGGGAUAACUUGGGGGAUCGGCUACGACAAUACUGCUUGGGUUUACACAGGAGGUUGGGGUGGACUUUUUCUUAAGGGAUUGGAAGCCAGCAACACGGGAAUAAAUCCAAUGAUGGAUACUCACAAUUAUUUCGUGUACGAAAAUCAACGCUGGAAUCCAGUUACCGGUUACACGUCGCAUGGACUCCCAACGGAUCGUUACAUGUGGAGUGACGUAACGGGACGCCACAAACGUACUCGAGAGCAUACGAAAUUGCUGUCGAUGCAUUGGCGUUGGGUCUCCGAUUGGAUCAUUGAUUUUCAUACCCCGGGAGGUGUUGAUCGCGACGGCUGGCAAUACGCUACCGAUUUUCCGUCGCAGUAUCAUGGCAAAAAAACUUUUACCGACUACGUCAGACGACGAAGAUGGUUCAGGCGUUGUCUUCUAACCAGUAGCGGCCCUUGGCAAGAAUUGGGCAACACAAAAGUCGUCGAUGUUUCUUUAUACGUUUCUGAAAAACCCGGCACCGAUUCACCCAUCGACGUCUGGGCCGUUGCCGCCAAUGGCGAGGCUCUCUUCAGACGAGGAGUUUCAGAAUCUUGUCCCAUGGGUGUUACGUGGGAGCACAUACCAAGCGAUCAACCAUUAGUCGGCAUAUCAUGCGGUCCACACAAUCAAGUUUGGGCGAUUGGAAAAAAUGGUUCUUCCUAUUGGCGGUUUGGAAUAACUGCUGCUAAGCCGAUAGGCGAAGUUUGGACGAAUGUCGAGCCACCGGCUGGUGCACAUCUAAAGCAAAUAUCCGUUGGUUCGAACGUUGUGUGGGCGCUCGACGAUUCUGGAAGAUUGUCCGUUCGACGGGAAAUUCAGCCCAAAGUUUUUCCCGAGGGAACCCACUGGCAAACCUUGCCAGCGAUGCCCAACGAUCCUAUUCAUAUUGCUAUGACAGUGCUCAAUAAUAUUUGCUUUGGAUCAGAUCAAUCGGUAAUAACCGCGAAGCAGGGAUUCCGUCACAUUUCGGUUGGCAGAGAAACCGGUCAAGUUUGGGCGAUUUCUGGUGCUGGAAUAGUUUGUCGGAGGAUUGGCAUAACUGACGAUAAUCCAGCUGGCACAGGAUGGGUUACUGGAAUCGGGGCAAAUUGGCAGUACAUAAACGUUGGGGGCCUCGUAAACGGAUCGAAGUAGUAAUCCAAGACACCAAAUUUUCGGACAAACAGCAUAUUUAUAAUUAUAUAAAAAUAGCCUAACGAGAUCGGAUAUUCGAUCACCCAAAUCCGGGCCUUUUUCGAAUUAUUGAAAUGCUCACUUCAUCCUGAAGACAAGUGAUCAAAUGAUACUACAGGUUGUUCUUCGCCCAUUCUCGUAAUAUUUUUUUAUCCAUAGAACUGAUUAUUCGAUGAAAAACGUAACAUCAAACACGAGUGAAUUAGUUUUUAUAAACGAUCAGUUCCGCUGUUAUAAUUUUAUGAUAUUGAUCCAAAAUCUUAAUAUCCGGACAUGAUUUCUGGAGCUAUUGAAAAUAUGUUUGGAAAAAAACGGAUUAAGAGAAUGAUGAACCAACGGUUCUGAAUAUAUUCUGCCAUUUCUGCUGCGUCUAUUCACGCAUAAUAAGAAACUGCACAGUAUUCCGAGCGACUCCACUUUUAUUGCUCGACAUUUAAUUUUUAAUAUAGUGUGAUUGUUCGACGGAGAAUAUUUUAAGGUUUAUCAAAGAAUAAUGAAAUCAAUGUUGAGGCUCGUCUUGAAUAUAACCAAAGAGUGAGAUAAUGUCUGUGUAUAUACAUAUAUUUAUAUACAAAAUAUAAUCGGUAAAAUGAAGUGAUAAAUAGGCGCUAGUCCUCAUAAGAUUUUUGUGUUUAUAAUUUUGAAAUGAUUUGCAAGUGCCAUUUAAGAAUCAUCGGCCAACCAAUUUCUCGGAGCUUUUUAUUCUCUCUCUCUCUCUUUUUUUUUGUUAUUUUUCUACAACUGUCAGAUCAGAGGGACAAUGAGGAAAUUAUAAUGAAAUAAUAAAACAAUCCAUCGUCGUUUAUAUCUCUGUACAAUAAAAGUUUAUACAAAGUCAUA